AUGGCUUCAAAAUCAAAAAAGGGAUCUUCAACUACCGAUCCUAUUUGGAACCAUUGUUCUCGAAUUAACGACAAUAGAAUGAAUUUAAAGUGUAAUUAUUGUGGAUUGCAAAGGUGGGGGGGUAUAAAUCGAAUGAAACAUCAUCUAGCGGGAGAUCAUGAUAAUGUUGCUCCUUGCACUCAAUGUCCACAAGAAGUGAAAGAUCUUUGUAUUAAAAUUUUAGGAGAUUUCGAAAUUCAAAAAUCUCAACAUGAGAAGGAGUGUUUUGAUGUAGAUGAAAGAGCUCACGGAGAUCUAAAUUUAGGUGAAAAAAGAAAGAAUGUGGAUGCAUUCAUAACUAGAGGUAAAGGAACCAAACAACAAACUUUAAAUGCAAUGGUAAAAAAAAGAGAACCCGUAAUUCGAAGUAUUUGUAGAUUUCUAUAUGGACAUGCAUUACCAUUUGUUUUGGUGAAGAGUCCAUUAUUUUCUUCUAUGUUGGAUACAAUUGGUGAAUAUGGUAGAGGUUUAAAACCUCCUAGUUAUCAUGAAGCUAGAGUCACUUAUUUGAAAAAAGAAGUGGAAAGUGUGAAUUCAAUGCUAGAGAAGUAUAAAAAAGAAUGGAAAAAAACAGGUUGUACUUUGAUGUCUGACGGGUGGACUGAUAAAAAAUCUAGAUCUCUCACUAAUUUUUUAGUGAAUAGUCCAAGUGGGACUGUUUUUCUUAAAUCUAUAGACACAUCUGCUGUAAUCAAAGAUGCACAGAAGUUAUUUGAAAUGCUUGAUGGACUAGUGGAGGAAAUUGGAGAGGAAAAUGUUGUUCAGGUUGUGACUGAUAGUGCUUCAGCUUAUGUAAAAGCUGGGGACUUAUUGAUGGAAAAGAGAAAGAAAUUAUUUUGGUCUCCUUGUGCGGCUCACUGUAUUGACAAUAUAUUGGAGGAUAUAGGUGAAUUGUCGAUGUUUAAAGAUACAAUAAAGAAAGCUAGGGAAGUUUGUGUUUAUAUUUAUAGGCAUGCUUGGGUUCUUAGCAUGUUUAUAAAGUUUUCUGACAAGAAGGAGUUAAAAAGAGCCGGAGUUACAAGAUUUGCUACAACUUUUCUCACAUUGAAGAGUUUUGAGGAAAAUAAACUUCCACUUAGAGCGAUGUUUGCUUCAGAGGACUGGGCAAAGAGUCACUAUGCUUCCAAGCCAGAAGCAAAAAGGGUGGGCACAAUUAUGUUAUCUGAUGAUCGAUUUUGGAAAUCAGUUAAGUAUUGUCUAAAGUGUGUGAGUCCAAUAGUCAUAGUUUUAAGACUCGUUGAUGGGGAUGCCAAACCGGCUAUGGGGUAUAUUUAUGAAGCAAUGGAUAGGGCAAAGGAGCAAAUUGCAAACAAUUUCAAUAAGCAACUGACAAAGUAUGAGCGAGUUUGGAAAAUUAUUGAUACAAGAUGGGAUUUGCAACUCCAUAGACCACUUCAUGCAGCUGGUUAUUUUCUUAAUCCCAAGUUUCAGUACGACGAGUCAUUCAAUGCUGAUACGAAAGUCAAAAUAGGAUUAUACACAACAAUUGAGAAGAUGUUUCCGGAUAUUGAAACAAGAAUUAAAGUUGAUCAACAAUUAGAAAAGUUCAAAAAAGGAGAAGGAAUGUUCGGGAUAAGCAUGGCUACUUCGACUAGAGAUAAAAAACAACCAGGUUUAUGGUGGGAAAGCUAUGGAGAAGAAUGUAAAGAGCUUAAAAGUCUUGCUAUUAGAGUGUUAAGUUUAACAUGUAGUGCUACAGGAUGUGAGGGAAAUUGGAGUACAUUUGAGCAUGUUCAUUCGAAAAAGAGAAAUCGUUUAGAACAACAAAGAUUGAAUGCUCUCGUGUUUGUUAAAUAUAACAUUCAACUUGAAUUAAGGCAAGCAAAGAGGGAGAAACGUGGUGAAACAUAUGAUCCAAUUUGUUUGAGUGAUAUGGAAUCUACUAGCCAAAGAAAACGAGGACCAAGAAACUUGAGGCAUGAUAGACACGAAAAAGAAAAGACGGUUGAAGAUGAGGUAAUGGAAGAUUUUGAUUUAGAUUCGUUCAAUGGCGAAGAAGGAAUUGAAGAACAAGGGGAAAUAGAAGACUUGACAGUCUUAGGAAAUAGCAAUAGUGAUGAGGAUGACGACGAUCUCGAACUUGAUAGAAACUAG
Mercurialis annua (annual mercury) is the source of this 2133-nucleotide messenger RNA. RefSeq lists its product as uncharacterized. Gene Ontology annotation, molecular function: protein dimerization activity. The record is from RefSeq and is a predicted model, not a curated record. The coding region runs from base 1 to 2133 and encodes 710 amino acids. Lineage: Eukaryota; Viridiplantae; Streptophyta; Magnoliopsida; Malpighiales; Euphorbiaceae. The transcript is spliced from 2 exons.